GCGGGCCGGGGCACCAGCGCGGCUCGGCCGGCAGCGCCCACGCACCGCCGGGCACCCGCCUGCCCUCCCUGCUCCCGCCUGCCCCUCCUCCUUCUCCGGGACUCUCCGCUGGGAUCGGCCCCGCCGCGGCUGCCGCUGUUGUUGUUGGCCGGCGCGGCCACAUCGAGGAUAUUUUGGCUCCCGGCGCCUCGUUGUUUUGGACUCUCUCCGUGUGCGCGGUGCCGGUGCCGCCUCCCCGGGAGCGACGCGCAGGAGCGCCGGGAUAUCGGGGGCCAGAUGAGUGAUUUUGGGAUCAGGAACAUGGAUCAAGUGGCUCCCGUGUCGAACAUGUACAGAGGAAUGCUCAAGCGUCAACCGGCGUUUGACACCUUUGACAGCUCAAAUGCUCUUUUUGCCGGAUAUUUUUUCUCGCUAAAUGAAGACCAAACGCUUCAAGAAGUGCCCACGGGAUUUGAUUCUACUUCUUACGAGUCCAACAACUGUGAAUUGCCUCUGUUAACCCCGUGCAGCAAGGCUGUGAUGAGUCAGGCCUUGAAAGAUACUUUCAGUGGUUUCACAAAGGAACAGUGUCGGCUGGGUAUCCCAAAUAAUCCCUGGCUGUGGACUGAACAGCAAGUUUGCCAGUGGCUUUCAUGGGCUACCAAUGAGUUUAGCUUGGCAAAUGUGAACUUCCACCAGUUUCUUAUGAGUGGCCAAGAUUUGUGCAACCUGGGCAAGGAGCGUUUCUUGGAACUGGCACCUGACUAUGUGGGUGAUAUUCUGUGGGAACACCUGGAACAGAUGAUAAAAGACAGCCAAGAGAAAACACAGGAUCAGUAUGUGGAGAACUCUCAUCUCACCUCUGUUCCUCACUGGGUCAACAAUAAUUCCUUAACUGUUAAUGUAGAUCAGAACUCCUAUGGAAUGCAAAUGCCUGGAUACCCUAAACCCCUCAGUUAUCCCAAACCCAGCCUCCUGACUGACGUCUGUCAGACUUCCACAGCACCGAAUCUCCUCAACCCAGAACAAGAGUUUUCAUUGUUCCCUAAAGCCCAAGCAGAUGCUGUUGGUGUGAACUACUGCGCAGUAAACCAGGAUUUCCCAAGGAACAACCUGAAUUUGCUGAUGGACAAUUCUGGUAAGCUGAGAGAACACGAAUCCAGUGACAGUGGUGCAGAAAGCUAUGAAAGCUCAGAUUCCAUGUUGCAGUCCUGGAACAGCCAAUCUUCCCUGGUGGAUUUACAGCGUGUGCCGUCCUAUGAGAGCUUUGAGGAUGACUGUAGCCAGUCCUUGUGCCUGAGCAAACCUACAAUGUCUUUCAAAGACUAUAUUCAGGAAAGGAGUGAUCCUGUGGAGCAAGGGAAACCAGUUAUACCAGCAGCCAUCCUGGCUGGCUUCACUGGCAGUGGACCUAUACAGCUGUGGCAAUUCCUGCUGGAAUUACUGACUGACAAGUCCUGUCAGUCAUUCAUUAGUUGGACAGGAGAUGGAUGGGAAUUUAAACUUGCUGAUCCAGAUGAGGUGGCCCGGCGGUGGGGGAGGAGGAAAAACAAGCCCAAGAUGAACUACGAGAAGCUGAGCCGGGGCCUGCGCUACUACUACGACAAGAACAUCAUCCACAAGACGUCGGGGAAGCGCUACGUGUACCGCUUCGUCUGCGACCUCCACAACCUGCUGGGCUACACGGCCGAGGAGCUCCACGCCAUGCUGGGCGUCCAGCCCGACACCGAGGACUGAGCCCCCCUGCCCGGGGAGAAGGGGGGAAAGACCACCUCAUGUGGGGGACUCCGUGUGGGAGAAGGGGAGCCUGUUCUCCCGCCUGUGCUCCGGCCGGGGCGCCGCUCUUGGGGAAAUCGGGACCUUGGCGGCCGCGAGAGCCGGAGGGAGGUUUUUUGGGCCUCUGGGUGUUGUCGGUCGGCGCAGCCCCCUGGAUCUGUCGCGCGGGGACACGGAAAACGCUCUGGGAU
Neopelma chrysocephalum (saffron-crested tyrant-manakin) is the source of this 1946-nucleotide messenger RNA. It is a transcript of the gene ETS2, whose product is annotated as ETS proto-oncogene 2, transcription factor. Gene Ontology annotation, biological process: regulation of transcription by RNA polymerase II; cell differentiation. Gene Ontology annotation, molecular function: sequence-specific DNA binding; DNA-binding transcription factor activity, RNA polymerase II-specific. The record is from RefSeq and is a predicted model, not a curated record. Lineage: Eukaryota; Metazoa; Chordata; Aves; Passeriformes; Pipridae. Gene Ontology annotation, cellular component: nucleus. Bases 277 to 1716 code for a protein of 479 amino acids. The transcript has 10 exons.